AUGUGCCCUUUCAGCAGAAAUGUGUGGUUCCAGAAUAGACGCGCGAAAUGGAAGAAGCGCAAGAAGACAACCAACGUCUUCCGGGCGCCGGGCACUUUGCUGCCGACACACGGUCUGCCUCAGUUUCCGUCCGCGGCCGCGAUGGGCGACAGUCUCUGCUCUUUUCACGCCAACGACACGCGCUGGGCCGCAGCCGGGAUGCCCGGAGUCUCACAGCUGCAGAUACCGCCCGCGCUGGGCCGACAGCAGGCUAUGGCGCAGUCCCUGUCCCAGUGCAGUCUCGGAGCCGGCCCCCCGCCGAACUCCAUGGGCCUUUCCGGCGGCUUAUCGUCGAACGGUUCCGGUCUCCAGUCGCAUCUGUAUCAACCCACGUUUCCAGGGAUGGUGCCCGCUUCCCUCUCGGGUCCAACGAACGUGAGCGGCUCCCCUCAGCUGUGCAGCUCGCCGGACAGUGAUGUGUGGAGAGGGACUAGUAUCGCCUCGCUGCGCCGCAAAGCACUUGAGCACACCGUUUCCAUGAGUUUCACCUAAUUUGAGCACCCGAGACGUCUUUUCUCUCGCCGCAAACCCCAAAUAUUCCUGAAAAACAGUCACGGAGCACUCAGGAUAUGAGGUUAUAACUGUGAAAUUACAAAUUGGCAGCCUUACUGGAUAAUGGGACCCAAACAAACCCCCCCGACAACGCUUAUAUACGGCAGACGUAGACUCUAGUAAUAGUUUUAAUGCUUGAAAUGUAUGUAAUUUAUUUAUGCGUUGGAUUCGGUCACGUUUAUUUGGCUUUCAUAGUUAUUGAUUUUAAUAACCGCGAGUUAUUUAUUUCUUUAUUUAUUUACGAGUAUUUAUUUGACUCUUCAUUCACGUAUGAAGAAAUAACCGCAACAGUAUUUAUUUCGAUAUUCCUUUUUUUUUUUUUUUUUUUAACUAAACUAAAUGUAAAAGGAGGCGUUAUUAAGGACCACAUGUGUGCAUGUACAGAUUGUUUUACGGCACGUACUACACGUUGGAGUGAUUUUUCAGGUACAUAACCGAACACGUGGGCGUAAGAGCCAGUUUCCAAAUAAUCCGAUUCAGAUGCAUGUAAAAUUUCAACCAGGAUCAACAGGAAGUUGUUUACAUAAAGCAAAACGAACUUGAGUGUUUGUGUAUAUAAGAAAAAAAACCUUGUUAUCUGCUGGUAUGUUUGUGGUAUGUUUUAACUUAUUGUCUGUGCUUAUUACUGGAAUAUGGUUUUUGUAAAUGUUUAUCUUACCAAAUUCAACAGAAUUGGGAAGGUUUAUGUAAGUGGGUGAAUAAAAUCAUUUUAAGAAUUUUA
Puntigrus tetrazona (Sumatra barb) is the source of this 1312-nucleotide messenger RNA. Its product is annotated as homeobox protein orthopedia B-like. Gene Ontology annotation, biological process: neuron differentiation. The transcript has 2 exons. The record is from RefSeq and is a predicted model, not a curated record. Gene Ontology annotation, molecular function: DNA binding. NCBI's taxonomy places the organism in Eukaryota, Metazoa, Chordata, Actinopteri, Cypriniformes, Cyprinidae. Bases 1 to 531 code for a protein of 176 amino acids.